This is a messenger RNA of Lactuca virosa, 603 nucleotides long. Lineage: Eukaryota; Viridiplantae; Streptophyta; Magnoliopsida; Asterales; Asteraceae. The record is from the annotation of a GenBank genome assembly.
UUUAACUUAAGUGAUGCUUUUGUGUUUUUAAUUUAUUAAAAUUAAUUAACUUUUUAUUAUUUUAUAUUUAAUUUAAAUUUAUAAAAAAUAAUUAAUUUCAAAUAUAAAUGAUAAGUAAAAUCAUUGUAAGAAUCCCACCUGCUGCUUUUGUUUCGACUGGUGCAACUGGAACAGGGGAAAGCUCUACUUAUCCAGGUCAAGAAAUUCAAGGACGUUUGGUUAAUCAGCCAUUUGCAACUUUGGGAGAAGGAAAUGCAGCGACAUAGUCGACUGUUGCAACUUUGGGAUUCUGAUUUCAAGAUAAGAGGAUGGUCACCAGAGGAAUACAUGCUCUUAAGCGAGGUAGACUAGUCAUGCAAGUGGAUGAUACUUGGAAAUCAUAAAUUCUUCAGGCAUCAGUUAAAAGAUCAAUUGUUAUCAACAUCUUUGGACUCAAAUACACCAACACGUAUCUUGUUGAAAGUAGCUGCAUUGUUGAUUGAUCCCAAGCAUCAAUGGUCUUGUAAGAUAGCCACUUAUCUUUUGCAACAGAACAUAUAUAAGAUUUUUCGGGAGAUUGUUAUUACAGGAAGGGCUCCAUUGCUGGUUUUAAACUGGUUUUAA